CCUCCCUGCCGCCCUCGCUGCUGCUGCCGCGGCUCUGCUAGGGGUCUGCGGGGCUGUGGCCGGUGCAGCUGAGGUGCGGCUCGGAGCGGAGACGCGGGGGCAGUGCCAGGCGCAGGCCAAGAAGGGCUGGGCCGUUCACUCGGGAUGCGGCGCUGAGGCCCAGCAUGGCCGCCUUGGGCCCCACCUUCCCACUGCACCGGCUAGUCUGGGCGAACAGGCACCGCGAACUGGAGGCCGCGCUGCACAGCCGCCAGCACAACAUUGAACAGGAGGAUCCCCGAGGGCGGACCCCGCUGGAGCUGGCUGUGUCCUUGGGGAACCUGGAGUCUGUGAGAGUCCUUCUUCGACAUAAUGCCAACGUGGGCAAAGAGAGCCACCAGGGCUGGGCAGUCCUGCAGGAGGCAGUCAGCACUGGAGACCCUGAGAUGGUACAGUUGGUACUUCAGUAUCGGGACUUCCAGAGGGCCACACAGAGGUUGGCUGGCAUUCCAGAACUGCUCAAUAAACUCCGUCAGGCCCCUGAUUUCUACGUGGAAAUGAAGUGGGAAUUCACCAGCUGGGUACCCCUUGUGUCUAAGAUGUGCCCGAGCGAUGUAUACCGCGUGUGGAAGCGUGGUGAGAGCCUGCGAGUGGAUACUAGUCUCUUGGGCUUUGAGCACAUGACCUGGCAACGUGGCCGGAGGAGCUUCAUCUUCAGGGGUCAGGAGGCAGGAGCCUUGGUGAUGGAGGUGGACCAUGACCGGCAGGUGGUGCACACAGAGACACUAGGUCCAGCUCUGCAUGAACCGGAAGCACUGCUGGCUGCCAUGCGGCCCAGUGAGGAACACGUAGCCAGUCGCCUCACCUCGCCUAUUGUCUCCACCCAUCUGGACACUCGCAAUGUGGCCUUCGAGAGGAACAAAUGCGGUAUCUGGGGAUGGCGGUCUGAGAAGAUGGAGACCGUUAGUGGCUACGAGGCCAAGGUGUACAGUGCCACCAACGUGGAGCUGGUGACACGCACAAGAACGGAGCACCUCUCUGAUCAGGACAAGUUAAGGAGCAAAGGUAAACCCAGGGGGGAAGACUCCGUUCCAGUCCUUCCUGGGGAUGGCCCAGCAACACUCCUCCCACAGUGGGGUGAGCUUGGCUGGGGGAGGGCUGGGCCAAACUGGGGUGGGUGGGGCACUUUCUCUUCAUACAGAAGGCUAAGUCCUGCCCUGGGGUCCACUCAGGCUCCAGUGCAGCAGGCAGCCAGCCCCACCAACCCCACAGCAAUUUCCCCCGAGGAGUACUUUGACCCCAGCUUCAGCCUGGAAUCAAGAAACAUCGGCCGCCCCAUUGAGAUGUCCAGCAAAGUACAGAGGUUCAAGGCAACACUGUGGCUAAGUGAGGAGCACCCACUGUCCCUGGGUGAUCAGGUGACACCUAUCAUUGACCUGAUGGCCAUCAGCAAUGCUCAUUUUGCCAAGCUGCGGGAUUUCAUCACGCUACGCCUCCCACCAGGCUUCCCUGUCAAGAUUGAGAUUCCCCUCUUCCACGUGCUCAAUGCCCGAAUCACCUUCAGCAACCUGUGUGGCUGUGAUGAGCCUGUAAGCUCGGUGUGGGUCCCUGGCCCCAGUUCUGCCAUUUCAACUUCAGGAAGCCCUUUUCCAUGUGAGGUGGACCCCACUGUGUUCGAGGUGCCUGAGGGGUACAGUGUGCUGGGUGCUGAGCGCAGUGAACCCCUUCGAGAUGAGGAUGAUGACUUGCUGCAGUUUGCCAUCCAGCAGAGCCUGCUUGAGGCCGGCACAGAGGCAGAGCAGGUGACUGUGUGGGAAGCCCUGACCAACACACGGCCUGGCAUUCUUCCUCCUCCCCAAGUCACGGUGUUUGAAGAGCAGCUUCAGCUGGAGCAGGCCCUCCAGGAGAGCCUGCAGUUGUCCACAGAGUCCAUGGGGCCAGCAUCUCCUCAGAGAACACCUCCAUCCCCUGCACCCCCAAGUUUUGAGGAGCAGCUUCGCCUGGCCCUGGAGUUGUCUUCCAGGGAACAGGAGGAGCAGGAACGAAGGGGUCAGCAGGAGGAAGAAGACCUACAGCGGAUCCUGCGGCUGUCACUCACAGAGCACUGAGCUGGCUGGCCCUGGAGAGCUCUCCCUCCGGGGUCAUUCCUUCUGCCUGUUUUCUAUUUAUUUAUUUAUAAACUGCUGCUGAGCUUGGGGUCUGGAGCCCUGGAGGUGGAAAUAAAGAGACUGUCAGCA
Molecule: messenger RNA, 2216 nt
Organism: Alexandromys fortis (reed vole)
Lineage: Eukaryota; Metazoa; Chordata; Mammalia; Rodentia; Cricetidae
Gene: Ankrd13d
Product: ankyrin repeat domain 13D
Exons: 14
Coding region: 165-2087 (640 amino acids)
Cellular component (GO): cytoplasm
Molecular function (GO): protein binding
Source: RefSeq, a predicted model, not a curated record